This is a messenger RNA of Sipha flava (yellow sugarcane aphid), 652 nucleotides long. RefSeq names its product DNA-directed RNA polymerase II subunit Rpb4 (gene Polr2D). Bases 167 to 583 code for a protein of 138 amino acids. Lineage: Eukaryota; Metazoa; Arthropoda; Insecta; Hemiptera; Aphididae. Gene Ontology annotation, molecular function: translation initiation factor binding; nucleotide binding. The record is from RefSeq and is a predicted model, not a curated record. Gene Ontology annotation, cellular component: RNA polymerase II, core complex; P-body. The transcript is spliced from 2 exons. Gene Ontology annotation, biological process: transcription initiation at RNA polymerase II promoter; positive regulation of translational initiation; nuclear-transcribed mRNA catabolic process, deadenylation-dependent decay.
UGUUCGUUGCUUACGUUUCGGCGGUUGAUAACAAGCCCGUUGAAAACUCAACACGGUCUCCAUAUCCGAUAUUGUCUACGUUCGUAUUCUUUGGGCAGAACAACGGCUUUGUUACCAUUUGAUACCAACUCCGCAGGCAGCCCAUCCGCCUUAACGUUUCGUCGGUAUGACGCAGCACAUGAACGCGGCCGUCGACGAAGACUCUGCGCUGUUGCAGUUUCCCAAAGAAUUCGAAAACGCCGAGACGUUACUUAUUUCCGAAGUGAACAUGUUGUUGAAAUUCCGCAAGAACCAAAACGAAAGCGCUGAGGAAGAACAAGAAUUCUCUGAAGUAUUCAACAAAACCCUUACAUACACAGAACAGUGUUCCAAGUUCAAGAACAAAGAAACCAUUGUUGCCGUGAGAAAUUUACUGGCCAAUAAGAAAUUACACAAGUUUGAAUUGGCGUCGAUCGGUAAUUUAUGUCCACAACUGGCCGAUGAGGCUAAAUCACUUAUACCCAGUUUAGAAGGAAGAUUUGAUGACGAUGAACUACAACAAAUUCUUGAUGACAUACAAGCUAAAUUAAGUAUUCAAUAUUAGUAAUGUGUAUUUAUUUGCCAAUAUUAUAAAAUUGUGUAAAUUAAAUUUUAUAUGGUUUUUAUAAACAAA